AUGUCCGUCGACCCCUCUGACUACGAGGGACAGAGCGUGCUCCGCGUGUGUCGGAACGGAAACUCCGCGUUCGAGUCGCCGACAGCAAUCGGGGCGCCACCACUUGUCACAUAUCGCGCUAUCGCUGCAUAUUCUUGGGCCGUGAACAAUAAUCUCCUCGAUACGUACCAACUCAAGUCGCUAGAUGGCAUUGCCGAUGGUGUCAACGUGGAGGAGCUGGCAGUGACGAGAGACGGCGACAGACUAAGGGUCGUCAUAGCCGACAAGCAUGGCAACGACGUCACGACGGAUAACUACGCACUGAGAGAGCCGUACGACAGAGUCAUCAACUGCCUGGGCUUCAAAUACGACUUCUCGCUCUUCAACGGCUCGCUUGGCGUGCAGCGGGGGUCGGGGGCACGCGCCAAGUACCCGGCGAUCGGCGACAACUACGAGGCGACGACCGUUCCGGGAUUGUUCUUCGUCGGAGCGAACACCCACUCCCUCGACUUCCGCCGAUCCGCCGGGGGGUUCAUCCACGGAUUUAGAUACACCGCGAGAACGCUACACAAGAUACUCGAGAGACGUAACCACGGCGACGCAUGGCCCGCCUACUCGCUGCGCGCGACUGAGAUCGUCGCCGCGAUACUGCGCAGAGUGAACGAGGCGUCCGACCUCUACCAGAUGUUCGGGGUGUUGGCCGACGUCAUCAUGCUCAGAGACAACAAGCGGAGGGCAGAUUACGUGGAGGCGUUUCCGAUCAACCUUCUGCCGGAGUUUGCUGCGAUAAGCGGGAUAGAGGCUGGUCCGGUGAUCGUCAUCGUCCUCGAGUACGGCAAAAACUUCUCGGGAGAGGGGAAGGACCCGUUCCACAGUCAGCGAGCUACUGGAAGCUACAGCCACGCGCACCUCUCUAACUUCCUCCACCCGGUGCUGUACUACUAUGACGCACUACCGACCGCCGCGGACAUGGCGAGCAAGCCGAUUGGCUGGCUGCUGCCGAGGCCCCGCCUCCUGCACCACGUCGUCGAGGACUUCCUCACCGAUUGGACGGCGCUGUCGUCGCACGUCGCCCCGCUGCGGCAUUUCGUCGACGACGCGCUGCAGGUAGACACCAGGUGGCGCUUCACGGAUGAGUGCUUCGCGCUGCGUCUGACGCAUGCCUCGCUGCCGUACGCCUGCGAAGAGUUCUACAUGGCGGGGCGCGGCCUGGUGCCGACGACGAAGCAUCAGCGCCACCUGGCGAGCCAGGAGUACGCGCUCAGCGAGUGACGUCGCAGAGAGGAGUAUGAGGCGUUGGCGUCUCGGUGAACAAGUGAACGUCCGACGUCGUAUUAUGGUAGGCACAAUGCCGCGCGUCGUCUCGGCGAACACGAGAACGUCGCGAAUCAUCUUGGUGAACAAGAGAGCAUCACGGCACGACGUGUCGCCAGAUGCAGCUUCGCGAUUGGCUAGUCGUGUGAAUGAAUUACUUACCCCAUUUUAAAGAGUUCUAUGUUUUUUGAUUGUUUAACCGUAAAUGUAUAAUAUAUAUAUAUGGCUAUAAAUAAUAUAUAAUAUGUAAUAUGUGGUUUCCAAAGCAGCUAUUGUAUAGUAUACAUAUAUACAUGUAUUUGUGUGCGAUGCCUAUUGUGUAUGAGUUAUUUAGAAGAACCAUUACUUAUUAAUCCUUGACUAUUGCAGGCUUGUAAUGAGUCUAAUAGGCAGCAGCCACCAACUAGUGCAGUUUACACACUAGUUCCCACAUUAGAUGGCGCUGUUGGAUAAUUAAAUUAUCACCAGUAGAUGAAAUGUGAAAAUUUAUGUGAUCUUAUUUCCUCAGCGAUGUGUAUGAUAAAAGAAUCACGGUUUGCAGAAUUCUGACUAAAUCGAAAUUCAAAACAUCAUCCUAAUACAUAUUAUCAGGAGUGUAUAAUAUAGAGAUAUCUCUAUAAUAAUAUCUCUAUAUUACACUCCUGAGUCCUGAUAUUAUCUUACAAAGGUGUGUGAUGACAGGGUGUUGUAUACAAAUAUUUAUGUAUACACAUGAAUGUGGAUAUGUACUCGUCGUAUGUGAUGGUAUGUCCAUAAAAGUUUGACAAAUAUGUUUUCAUAGCCUUGACCACGAAGCUAGAUCUGUCACGGUGUCUCAUUACCUCCGCCCAACAGAGUUGGAGGAGGUUAUGUUUUCGCUCUCGUGUGUUCGUGUGUUCGCGCGAUCGA
Molecule: messenger RNA, 2181 nt
Organism: Priapulus caudatus
Lineage: Eukaryota; Metazoa; Priapulida; Priapulimorpha; Priapulimorphida; Priapulidae
Product: FAD-dependent oxidoreductase domain-containing protein 2-like
Exons: 7
Coding region: 1-1251 (416 amino acids)
Source: RefSeq, a predicted model, not a curated record